This is a messenger RNA of Penicillium arizonense, 996 nucleotides long. RefSeq names its product MBL fold metallo-hydrolase. The transcript has a single exon. The coding region runs from base 1 to 996 and encodes 331 amino acids. NCBI's taxonomy places the organism in Eukaryota, Fungi, Ascomycota, Eurotiomycetes, Eurotiales, Aspergillaceae. The record is from RefSeq and is a predicted model, not a curated record.
AUGGCGCCUCUGCGAUCCUUAUCCUUUCUAGCCCUCCUUCUUCCCCUGGGCAGUGCACUAGCCCCAGUGAACGAAUUCUUCAACAUAACGAUCUUCCCGAAUGAACAAAAGGCCAAUGUCACCCGGUAUCUAAAGGAAGCCGCAGCGCUAGCGACAGACGGCAGCAUUCACCAAUACUUUCAAGACCAAUGCAUCGUGCAGCAGGUGUACCCGCCCCUAUUCCAGUUCCAGACUGGCUUCGUCGCACCUUUUUCGCCAUUUGACAAUCUCUACUUUAUCGGGCAUAGCGGCGUGUCCUCAUGGGCGUACAACACGACAGAGGGUAUUGUUGUGGUCGAUGCCCUCGAUAACCAAGAGGAGGUCGAGGCGAUUCUAAUUCCAGGCCUUGAGAGGUUUGGGCUGGCAGCGAAGGAUAUUAAGCAUUUAAUUAUCACGCACGAGCAUCUUGAUCAUUACGGGGGCGCGAAGUAUAUCCAGGAUACAUUCGGCCCGGCUGUGUACGCGUCGGAGAAGGCAUGGCAGGGGAUGAAAGAGAUGGGCCUUAGUGCCAAUCCCCCGGUUCCCACCAAGGACAGAGUGCUAGAAGAUGGUGCAAAGCUUACGGUCGGAGACGUAACGUUCCAUGUUGUCCUCACGCCCGGACAUACGCCAGGGACUUUGUCACUUAUCUUCCCUGUUGUUGAUCAUGGAAGAUCGCAUGUAGCUGGGAUUUCCGGUGGUACUGGAACACCGAAAGACGCAGUCUCGCGUGAGCAGAAGAUCAGGUCGCAGUACCGGUUCUCGCGGAUAUGUAAGGACUUGGGGGUUGAUACGCUUAUUUCUAACCACCAGGUCGCGGAUCAUGCGUUGUGGCAUGCUGAUAUGCUGACACAUCGUGCUCCUGGGGCUACAAACCCGUUUGUGAUUGGGGUGGACAAUUUUGAGAAUUAUAUGAAGAUCAACGCCAUUUGCAGCAAGGUGAUUGCUGCGCGGGAAGGGCAGAACUUGCAGGUUUGA